Cervus elaphus (red deer) is the source of this 1015-nucleotide messenger RNA. RefSeq names its product melanoma-associated antigen 10-like. The transcript has a single exon. Gene Ontology annotation, cellular component: nucleus. Lineage: Eukaryota; Metazoa; Chordata; Mammalia; Artiodactyla; Cervidae. The record is from RefSeq and is a predicted model, not a curated record. Bases 1 to 795 code for a protein of 264 amino acids. Gene Ontology annotation, biological process: negative regulation of transcription by RNA polymerase II.
AUGAGUGAGCUGAGCAAGCCCGAGGAAGACUUUCAGGACCCUGGCGAGGCCCAGUGCCCAGUGAAUGUGGAGCUCUUGGGGGCUGAGGCAGGGGUGGCUGCAUCCGCCUCAGCCUCCUCCCUCACAGUGUCCUCCGUAGCCACUGGGGAGUCCUUGCCCCAGGAGGCUCUGAAGGAGAUGAAAGCUAACCUAAUAAAGUUCCUGCUCUUCAAGUAUCUAGCCAAGGAGCUGACCUCCCAAGCAGAAAUACUGAAGAAGGUCCUCAGGGAUAACCAGGAGCAGUUCUCGGUGGUCUUCAGCCAAGCCUCACAGUGCCUGGAGCUGGUCUGUGGUGUGGAGGUGAAGGAGGUGGACCCCAGGGAGCACAUCUACAUCAUGGUCCCCAACCUGGGCCUCACCUGUGAUGUGAUGCUGAGCGGUGGGCAGAGCAUGCCCAAGGCCGGCCUCCUGGUGCUGAUCCUCAGCCUGAUCAUGAGGAAUGGAGACCGCGCCCCUGAGGAGAAGGUCUGGGGAGCACUCAGCAGAUUGGGUGUGUGUGUUGGGAGUGUGCACUGUGUCUUUGGGGAGCCCAGGACACUUCUGACACACGUGUGGGCGCAGCAGGGAUACCUGGAGUACCGGCAGGUGCCUUACAGCUACCCUGCUCGCUAUGAAUUCCUGUGGGGUCCCCGGGCCUAUGCAGAGACCAGCAAACGGGAAGUCAUGGCAUUUCUGCUCAGGGUCAAAGAAAGGGCUUCGAGGGCCUUCCCACCCCUGCCUGUAGAGGCUGCAAGGGAGGAGGAUGAGGCUGCCUGAGCCAGAGCAGGAUCCAGGUGAUCCUUCCCUCUGGGAUUGAAGACGGAGCGGUCAGCCUUCUCAGUAGUGAGGCCCUGGGGCACUUUGGGGAACCAGUGUAUAGCAUCUUUGGGUUCCUGUUCUCUAUGAUGACUUGGAGAUUCACCUGUUUUCCUUAGAAAAAUUUCAAACUUUGCUUGUUUUCAUAGAAGACUAAAUAAACUUCAGUGUCUUAGCUUCA